AUGUCAUAUUGGAAGACUCCUGUAUCUAGCUCGACUGGCUCUUCGCUGUAUCCCGACUCUGCAGCCUCAGAAGGGCUCGUUCCUUACCCAUCACAUACACCCAAAUCCAAAUCUUCCCUGCUAGGCGGUCGAAAGUCUAAAGGCCGACCUCUCUAUCCUGCAGGAUGCUCUGACACCGCGAGCUACAGAAACGAUGACCUAAGAGCGUACUCGCCACCGCCACCACCCCCACCGAAGGAAAAGGUGGUCCCUUGGAUCAGCACACUCCCGACGUCCAGUAGCGAUUAUCUAUCGGCGAGCAUUCCACCGACACCCACCAGAAGCGCCUUGGACGUCUCGAAUCUGUCCUCCUUCCCUUUCACACUUCAAUUGACCGACCGUGGCUGUCUAGAAAACCUUCCAUCUUCUUGUCCUGCUCUAGGAGAAGACAUCAAAAGGCCUAGAACAGCCUCAAUACAUGCGACCAGCGUGCAGAUACCUUCGAUUCGAAGUCGAACGAAUGACCCCACAUUCCCGCGGCAUCACGACCAGGAGUCCCGGGUGCCCGUAGAGGAAGACAAAAAUUCCGCAAGGUCCUCACAGCGUAGGGUUCCGUUCAGACAAAGAAUUUGCGACUGGGCCUUGGAGAGAUACAUGCGAGACUUUGUUGGUUAUUAUGUCGUGUGCGCCGGUUGCGGGCAGAUAGUACACCACCAGGACUUUGAACACCACGAUGGCCACUGUCCGGAUAACAUGUAG
Messenger RNA from Marasmius oreades (fairy-ring Marasmius), 738 nucleotides. RefSeq lists its product as uncharacterized. NCBI's taxonomy places the organism in Eukaryota, Fungi, Basidiomycota, Agaricomycetes, Agaricales, Marasmiaceae. Bases 1 to 738 code for a protein of 245 amino acids. The transcript has 2 exons. The record is from RefSeq and is a predicted model, not a curated record.